Molecule: messenger RNA, 602 nt
Organism: Exaiptasia diaphana
Lineage: Eukaryota; Metazoa; Cnidaria; Anthozoa; Actiniaria; Aiptasiidae
Product: DNA-binding protein cre-1
Exons: 2
Coding region: 171-602 (143 amino acids)
Source: RefSeq, a predicted model, not a curated record
UCUGGACCAAUCAUGAGUCGACUAAGAUAUAAAUAGUAUCUGAUUUACAUACUCCCUUGCAAUCCACGCUUGUGAGGCACAGUCAACCACUUGCCUUGGUACUAAAAAGACCGCGCACUUCUUGAUCGAUACCCACUUUCUUGUKUUCGUCUCUUACCCGUGAAUWUAWGAUGGACGGCUCAAGAUUUUACAAUUCAAACCGACCUAGAACAAGCACCCCAAACAGUUCAGCAAGUUCAACGCCUUGCAGUAGCAGAUCUCGACAAAGUUCUUUUGAGGGUGAAACACCACUUUCAUCAAGGCAGAACUCUGCUAUGUCUUCUAAUAUAUCAAUGUUUCAAGAGCAGCUGACGACCGUUCUUCAAAAGCUUGAAGAAACAACAACUACAUUGAAAUCACUAACUGAAAGAAUUGAAGUGAUAGAAAAGAAUUCUGGCGAUGGUUUGAACACGGUGGACGACAAGAAAAAAGGCAGAAAAAGGAAACGUCCACAAGAUUCUUUAACAAUACAGGAAAAGAUCCAUAAUUUUCACGCGAAAAGAGAAGACCGCCGAAAGUAUAAAGGGCUUGAAAGGUWAAACCAUUGUAUCGUAGUAAAAUAG